GGCAACAUGCGUUCUAUGCGUUCUAAGCUCCUUUGUUCGAUCAUUACGAAGCUGGCUUAAAAGCGGCAUAAUUUUAUUAACUAAUGUUCUAAUGAAAGUGACAAUUUAAUUAAGUGGGGAUUUUUAAAAACUGUGUUUUUUUGUGUCCGAUGUCUAGUGCUGAAAUCGUAGAUAGUUCCGUCGAUCCCCCUGCCAAGAAGAGGAAGCUAGAAUUGUCAUCGUUUUCCUCAGACAUGGCGAAUAAUGGAGCCGAAGGAUCGUCACAAGCCGGUGACAUUGAUGAGGGGCUAUAUUCUCGUCAACUUUAUGUUUUGGGACACGAUGCUAUGCGACGCAUGGCUUCCAGUGAUGUUCUUAUAUCCGGUUUGGGGGGAUUAGGAGUAGAGAUUGCAAAAAACGUUAUUCUUGGAGGUGUAAAGUCAGUGACUUUACAUGACGAGGCAGUUUGUACUAUUUCUGAUUUAUCAUCACAAUUUUAUUUCAAUGAAUCGGAUGUUGGUAAAAACAGAGCCAAAGCUUGUUGUAAAUCAUUAUCUGAAUUAAACACUUAUGUUCCAACAACAGCAUACACUGGUAAAUUAGAUGAAUCAUACAUCUUAAAAUUUAGAGUUAUUGUUUUAACAACUAGUAGCUUAAAAGAACAGUUGCUUAUUAGUAAAAUAACACAUUCUAAUAAUAUAGCCUUGAUUAUUGCUGAUACUCGUGGGCUAUUUGCUCAAGUUUUCUGUGACUUUGGAGAAUCAUUUACUGUUGUGGAUAUAAAUGGGGAACCUCCUGUAUCCGCCAUGGUUGCUGAUAUAUCAUCAGAAAAAGAAGCUAUUGUUACAUGCAUUGAUGAUACUAGACAUGGCAUGGAAGAUGGGGAUUACAUUACAUUUUCAGAAGUUAAAGGAAUAACUGAAUUAAAUAACUGCAACCCUAUUAAAAUUAAAGUGUUAGGUCCAUACACAUUUGUAAUUGGAGACACAACCAAAUUUUCUAAAUAUGAGCAUGGUGGAAUUGCCACUCAAGUUAAAAUGCCUAAGGUUGUAAAUUUUAAAUCACUUACUGAAUCCUUGGAAAAUCCUGAUUUCAUAAUAAGUGAUUUUGCUAAAUUUGAUAGCCCUACACAGUUACAUCUUGCCUUCCAGGCAUUGCAUGAAUUUAUUGAAACACAUUCUAGAACCCCAACACCUUGGAGCCCAAGUGAUGCUUCAGAAUUCCUAAAUAUUGCAAAGUCAAUUAAUAAACAAAAUAUUGAAAUUGAUUCCAAAUUACUUGAACUAUUUUCUAAAAUUUCUUCUGGAGAUUUAAACCCUAUGAAUGCCACUAUUGGUGGAAUUGUGGCCCAAGAAGUAAUGAAGGCAUGCUCUGGGAAGUUUCAUCCAAUUUAUCAAUGGUUAUAUUUUGAUGCCAUUGAAUGUUUAGAGUCAGAUGAACCCGAAGAAAUAACUGAAGAGUUAGCGGAGCCUAUUGGUUCCAGAUAUGAUGGGCAAAUUGCUGUUUUUGGUAAAAAUUUUCAGAAAGCUAUUGGUGAAUUAAAGUAUUUCGUAGUCGGAGCUGGAGCAAUUGGAUGUGAAUUAUUGAAAAAUUUUGCAAUGGUUGGUUUAGGAACCCAAGGAGGAGAAAUUACUGUCACUGAUAUGGAUCUUAUUGAAAAAUCAAAUCUCAACCGACAAUUUUUAUUUAGACCUCAUGAUGUUCAACAGUCAAAAUCUGUUACAGCAGCAAAGGUCAUCAAAAAAAUGAACCCAGAUGUAAACAUUGCAGCUCAUGAGAAUAGAGUUGGAGUGGACACUGAAAAUGUGUAUGAUGAUAAGUUUUUUGAAAGUUUAGACGGUGUUGCUAAUGCAUUGGACAAUGUUGAUGCAAGAAUGUAUAUGGAUCGUAGAUGUGUUUAUUAUCGCAAACCUUUACUUGAAUCUGGUACUUUGGGCACUAAGGGAAAUACCCAAGUGGUUGUACCUUUCUUAACUGAAUCAUAUAGUUCUUCUCAAGACCCACCAGAAAAAAGCAUCCCCAUAUGUACUUUAAAGCAUUUCCCUAAUGCCAUUGAACACACUUUACAGUGGGCAAGAGAAACGUUUGAAGGACUUUUUAAACAAAAUGCAGAAAACGCAUCUUUGUAUCUAAAAGAUCCUGAAUUUGUUGAACGCACUCUAAAACUACCUGGCGUUCAACCGCUUGACACGUUGCAGUCUGUUAAGGCAGCUUUGAUUGAUGAACGCCCAAAAUCUUUUGAAGAUUGCAUUCAUUGGGCUAGACUUCAUUGGCAAGAACAAUAUAGCAAUCAAAUAAAGCAACUUUUGUUUAACUUUCCGCCAACACAACUUACAAGCACUGGUCAGUUAUUUUGGUCUGGUCCUAAAAGAUGUCCAGAUCCACUUGAAUUUGAUGUAAACAAUUCACUUCAUUUGGACUAUAUUGUAGCUGCUUCCAAUUUAAAGGCUCAAGUUUAUGGCAUUCAAACCAAUAGAGAUAGGAUGUAUAUAUCUCAAAUUGUAACUCAAGUUGAGGUACCGGAAUUUGUUCCAAAAUCAGGUGUAAAAAUUUCCGUAACCGAUUUUCAAAUGGGAAUGAGCAAUGGUUCAAAUGUUGAUUUGGAUCGGGUAAGCCAAAUAAGAGAAGAACUACCGCCUGCUCCAGAGUUUGGAACUUUGCGAUUAAUGCCAAUAGAAUUUGAAAAGGACGACGAUUCAAACUUCCAUAUGGACUUCAUUGUUGCUGCAUCUAACCUUCGUGCCACUAAUUACAAAAUUGUACCAGCUGAUAGACACAAGUCAAAAUUAAUUGCAGGGAAAAUUAUUCCUGCCAUAGCUACUACAACGUCCGUAGUGGCGGGUCUGGUAUGUUUAGAGUUAUUUAAACUUGUAAGAAACAAAAAAAGUUUAUCUCCCUUUAAAAAUGGCUUUGUUAAUUUGGCAUUACCAUUCUUUGGAUUUUCUGAACCAAUUGCUGCUCCUAAACUGGAAUACUGUAAUCAAGAAUGGACAUUGUGGGACAGAUUUGAAGUGCAAGGUGAAAUGACUCUUUGUGAAUUCCUCCAAUAUUUUAAAGACCAACAUAAUUUAGAAAUAACUAUGCUUUCUCAAGGGGUGUGCAUGUUAUAUUCAUUUUUCAUGGCCAAGGCCAAAGCACAAGAGAGACUGGGUUUAAAUAUGUCAGAGGUUGUAAAGAGAGUAUCCAAGAAAAAAAUAGAACCCCAUGUUAAGGCUCUUGUAUUUGAAUUAUGCUGUAAUGACAUGGAUGGCAAUGAUGUUGAAGUACCAUAUGUAAAAUAUAACUUAUGUUAAAAACCAUAUUAUAUCUGCACUUUUAAAUGUUUUAUUAUUGGUUUAAAGUGCACUAUUUAAAUUUAGAUGGGUUUAUAUAAAUUAUGAUUUGUAAAUUAUUAUUGCUUUUUCAUAAGACAAUGUAUCAUUACAAUGUAGACUAAGUGAGUAAAGCAAAACUUUUUUCACUAUAAUUUAUUAAAUUGAAGGUAAAUUUAAGAAAUUUACUAGUAAAAUACUAAAAUUGUCGUUUAGUUCACAUUGUCUUUUGUAGUUUAUAUUACCAGUUUGCGUUUAUACAUUAUAUCUUCAUUAAAAUUAUUUGUAAUUUUUUUGUUAAUUUGCCUAUUUUUUUGUGUAUGGUGUGAUCUUUUAUUUACAAUAUAACUGUGAACAUAAUAUUAAACUAUUUAGGUCUAAUUUUACAAAAAAUAUUACAAAAAAAUGCCUUUUAACUUACAUAAAAGAAGUACUUGUAAUGGAUAAACUUUUUAAUAACAACUUUUUCUUUGUUACACCUUCUUUAUCUCCAUAAUAAUUUUAUUUUUGGAAUUUUAGUAAACGUUUUGGCAUUGUAUUAUUUUUAUAAAGUUUAAUGAAAACUAA
Molecule: messenger RNA, 3857 nt
Organism: Brassicogethes aeneus
Lineage: Eukaryota; Metazoa; Arthropoda; Insecta; Coleoptera; Nitidulidae
Source: the annotation of a GenBank genome assembly